Oikopleura dioica is the source of this 1158-nucleotide messenger RNA. The record is from the annotation of a GenBank genome assembly. Lineage: Eukaryota; Metazoa; Chordata; Appendicularia; Copelata; Oikopleuridae.
AUGGGGGCCGAGGGGAAAGAAUUUGAAUGGCCGAAGAUUUCGAUGGCCUGCUGUGAGAUAAGAUGCCACCCAAAGCUCAUCCGAAUCGCUGAUUUUCUCAACAUCUUUCUCGGAUUAUUCUUAAAAUACGGUUCCUAUCUCGGUUGGAUUCCCGUCAUUUACUACUACAACCAGAGACCGAUCAUUCUCCCUGGCUCAUCCCUUCUUUCAGAAAAUUUUCAAGCGGCCAAAAUCUUUUCUGAAUCGAUUCUAGAGCCAAAAGAUGAUUCUCUCAAUUUCAAAGCAAUAGGAGAAAGUCUCGAUUCCGAAAUUUCAAAUCUCAAGCCAACAGAAGCACAAGUCCAAGAACUCGCUUUUGAGACAAAAUUCUUCAAACAUCAUCGCGAAAAAGCCCCCAAAAAAUCUCCGCCUGCUCAAAAUCCUGUGCUCAAUUUGAAACCAUUUGUUGCUCCGAAACCGGUUUUAGGCGAUGAUGUUUUGAGAACUGCAGCAUGGGAGAAACCUGCUGCCCCAGAAAAACCGGAAGAAAAGAGAUUGCCGCAGAAAAAUGAUUGGAUUUUUAACCCGGCGCCGUCGGAAGAACCAGAAGCCACUGAAAAACCUGCUCCAUCACCAGCUCAAAAUCUGGCAGCCAAUCCUCCUCAAGCUCCAGUAGCCCCAGUCAAUCCUGCCCCACCCCAAAACCCAACAUCCAAAACCCCCGGCUCCAAGCCCAGUCGUCCCCAAAAAGUCCCAAAACCUCCCCACCCAGAAGUCCAAGUUCAGCCAAAACCUCCAUGCAUUCGAGUAGAAGACAAAGCGAACUGCGCAAAGAAUGGAAAUGAUGGAACCGACGGCGAACUUGAGCUCGCAAAUCAUUUGGCAGCAAAACGAGCAGAAAAACCAGGAAAAUUUUUCCUUCUCAAGCAUCAUCAUUGGAUGAAUUUCACAGAUGUUGGAAUGGACCAGCCGACAUACAUCAAUGUGAUUCGACAUCCAAUGGGGAGGUUCAACUCGGUCUACUAUUUUCAGCGAUAUGGGUUCGAAAAGAUGGGCACUGAUGAGCGACAAGGAGCAAGGCAUACCUGGAAGGGAUCUGAAGAAGAUUUUGAACAAACAUUAGAUCAAUGCGUUCAACGAAAAAGCGACGAGUGCUUCGAACGGGGUGGACCACUUUGA